GUCUGACAAUUGUAUGUUAUGAACGCAGACUGCAGAGGGUUCAGCUUAUUUCUCACUUCCCAUUUGUCUGGUGAAGUCAGUGCUCGGCGACGUUGCGUGUUUUUCUGUGAAGCAAUAAGAUAAAGUUAAAAUUCGUCACAAGCUUUCAGAAGCAAGAUUCUCAUGCUGCCUUGUUUACAUGAUGGACGGAUAUGUCAUAUCAUCUGCCUCAGAGGAAAUCGUUCCUAAUGAACAUGAGGAUUAUCGACCACCCGCAGAGCUGUACCCCUACCUCCCUAAUGUGGGAGAGAUUUAUGAAGACCACAGAUGGCCCUUCCACUCUGAGCGCAUCCAGCCAACAGACUUUGAUAAUUCACCAGUGAAUCACCUCACAGAGCUCCAGUCUGUGUCUCCUCAACAGCUGAUACCCUACCGCUACAGCAGCGAACCUCUGGCGCUUCAGCUGGACCCAGCACUCGGCGCUCUCGCUGUGUCACCACAAAUCCCAUAUUACACCUCAUCCCAGUGCUACCAGUACCAACCCUCUGCCUCGCCUGGACAAUACUACUCUGAAGAGGAACAAAGAGGAACGAGUCCCCUGCUUCAGGUAUCAGAUGGGGAGGAUGACUUUGAAGACCACAACCACUCCUCCUUUAGGAAAGACACUACCAAUAAGAAGAAAAUCCGCUUGUACCAGUUCCUUCUGGACUUGCUAAGAAAUGGUGACAUGAGUGACAGUAUCUGGUGGGUGGACCAGGACAAGGGCAUCUUCCAGUUCUCCACAAAACACAAAGAAGUUCUGGCCAGCCACUGGGGAAUUCAAAAAGGAAACCGCAAAAAAAUGACCUAUCAAAAGAUGGCUCGAGCUCUGAGGAACUAUGGUAAAACUGGAGAGAUCAGAAAGGUCAAGAAGAAACUAACCUACCAGUUCAGUGAGACCGUGCUGAGGAGCCUCUACUUACGUCAGUAUCCUCACUGAUGAAGGAACAAAGGCUGUCUUUUAUUACGCUCAAAUCCCUAAACUAGCCAAGACUGUGUUUUACCUGUUUGCAAUUUCACUUUCCACCAAGUUUUCUCACCUAUUUAUUUGUGAUGUACAUCCUCUAAAGCAUUUGCUUCUAUAUAAACUUCAUUUCAGACUUAAAAAAAGAGUUUGCAUAUCUGUGUCUGUGUACUAGGAUUAAAGAAUGAUCAAAAAUCCGAGACAUGUUAAAAAAAUACAAAAAUUCAAGCGUUUGUUUGUCAUGAAUGUCUGCAAAUAAAUUUUAUUUUCUAUUG
Molecule: messenger RNA, 1257 nt
Organism: Scatophagus argus
Lineage: Eukaryota; Metazoa; Chordata; Actinopteri; Scatophagidae
Gene: spi1a
Product: Spi-1 proto-oncogene a
Exons: 5
Coding region: 179-958 (259 amino acids)
Biological process (GO): cell differentiation; regulation of transcription by RNA polymerase II
Cellular component (GO): nucleus
Molecular function (GO): sequence-specific DNA binding; DNA-binding transcription factor activity, RNA polymerase II-specific
Source: RefSeq, a predicted model, not a curated record